AUGACUGGACGCACGAACUACCCGCGUAGGGCGAGCACGAGUGCGUCGUACGCCGUCGCGCACGGUUCCGAGGACGAGGGAGACGAGGAGGAGAGGGAAACUGAUGAGGAGAUUGUUCCGAAGAGGCGCGACAAGGGCAAGGGUCGCACAGUCGAGGUGUUCGACUCGGAUGAGGAGGAGGAGGAGGAGGAUGUCGAGACGAGCGAGGAUGACACGAGCGAUUGGGAGGAGUCGCGCAAGAAGCCGAAGAAGUCCAAGUCGGCCGGGGGGAAGGGCGGGAAGGGCGGAGGAGCCGGGGCGGCGAAGAAGGGCGGUAGGGAGGGCAGGGACGUCGGGAGGCUCGAGGUCAUGAAGACGCUCCCGCUCGAGUUGCUCGUCGAGAUCUUCUCGCACCUCGACCCGAACGAUCUCCUCGCGGUCAGCAUGGUCAACAAGCAGUACCGCUCACUCCUCACGUCGCCCGGCUCUGUCAAGAUCUGGAAAAACGCGCGCAAGAAGAUCGACUUGCCGGACCUUGGCGCGGACGAGAUCACCGAGUGGCAGUACGCUCAACUCGUCUUUGGCCGUGAAUGCCAGAAAUGCGGCGCCAAGAAUGUCAAAAAGCUCGACGUCUACCUUCGCAAGCGCUGCUGCAAGAGCUGCCGCGUGAAGGACGUUGUCAAGCUCUCGUCGCUCGACCGUUGCUACCCGACGCUCAAGUCGAAGCUUCACCCGCGUGCGGCAGACUGCGUCCGCAAGACUCCCUACGUCGAGCCUUGGUUGUCGCCCCGUUUCUACUUCAACGAGACCGCAGGACUCGUCUCUAUCGACGACCUUCACAUCAUGACUGGCAUCCUCCGCCGCAUGGAAGAACAGGACGAGGACGAGGCUAUCGCUGAAGGUCGCUCGUCGCCGCCGCCGGAAGCUCGUGUCCGCAAGCCCGGCUCGAGCAAGAGAAAGAAGCCUGUCGCCGGCGCGUCUUCGAAGACCUGGAGGGCCAUCGACGACGACGAGAAGGAGGAGAAAGACUGGGAAUCGGCGCGCGUCGUCAACUAUGUCCAGGCUCGCGCGGCAUCAUUCGACAAGUUCCGCAAUAUCACCAAGACGCUUGCCAAAGCAGCCAACAUCGCGACCAGAUACCUCGAUUCGAAGCCGCGAUACAGCCUGUCGCCAUGGUGGGAGAAGCCGCAAGAAUACGAGGGGCCGAAGGAAUCCCGCCGCAAGCAGAUCGCCGACCGCGUUGCUUCCCUCGGAUACAAGAGGCACGAGGUUGAUUGCCUGAUUGGCAAAGUGGUGACUAGCUCGGCGGAUUUGACGGAUGCUGAGUGGAAGAAGAUCAAGUCGAAGGUUCUCAAGUCUCUCGAGCGCGCGCGCUCGACCGCGAAGGAGGCGCAAGUGCAUCUCCCGCGCGUCCGCGCCCAAAAGUCGCUCAAGCCGUACUACGCCGCGCUCAAGACCGCGCUCUCGGAGGCCGAACAGCCCUUCGUCCCGCUCUUCGUCGAUUUCCUCCUCCUCCCCUCUAUCAAGGACCUGUGGAUGACGGGCGAGAAUGUCUCGUCGGGCGAUUGGCUGAACCAGCUCAACGCGAUCAAGGCCGACCUGGAAGAGUAUCGCCUCGACCUCCUCCUCCACGCUCGAGAACUCAUCCUCGACGCGACGACCGAACGCAACGGAGAAGGCGGCGAUCUGGAAGGCGUCGACGAGAACAUGGACGAUUUCGACGAUGACUUUUUCGAUCGCGCGUCCUCGAUGGUCUGCUGCAGCUUUCCCGGAUGUCCGCCUGUCAGCAUCGAGAGAACUACGCGCCACGUCAAGUGGGUCCGCGGACGGCCUGACAUCACCAUCACGUCCGAGCCGACCCUGAAGGAUCGUCAAGGCUCUUGCGGAACGGUCGUUGACGUCCUCAAGCACCUGCACGCCGACCACAACGAGGGGACGGACAUAUGGGCCAAGCACAAAUGGAAGAAACCCCCUCAGUACCACCUCUUCUUGCCGCUCGAAGUCGCCUGCAGCGUCUCGGCUCUCCUCGACGUCCACGACCUCGACCCGGCGACGGCGACCAAGGAGGACCUCGUGACGGCUAGCAAGGGUAGCUGGUACCAGUGGGAGAAUGCGCCGCGCACCAAGCGGAACUUCUCGGGCAAGAGCGCGUGGUUCGACUUGGUCUGCGCCAUAAAGCGCAAGGGCGAGAAGCUCGGCAAAGUCAAGCCGCCCGUCGCCCUCGACCCGCCGUGCAUCGUCAUGAGGCGCUGA
This is a messenger RNA of Rhodotorula toruloides NP11, 2232 nucleotides long. Its product is annotated as F-box domain contaning protein. The transcript is spliced from 12 exons. Lineage: Eukaryota; Fungi; Basidiomycota; Microbotryomycetes; Sporidiobolales; Sporidiobolaceae. Gene Ontology annotation, molecular function: protein binding. The coding region runs from base 1 to 2232 and encodes 743 amino acids. The record is from RefSeq and is a predicted model, not a curated record.